Mesoplodon densirostris (Blainville's beaked whale) is the source of this 3469-nucleotide messenger RNA. It is a transcript of the gene FUT1, whose product is annotated as fucosyltransferase 1 (H blood group). Gene Ontology annotation, cellular component: membrane. The record is from RefSeq and is a predicted model, not a curated record. The transcript has 3 exons. Bases 998 to 2095 code for a protein of 365 amino acids. Gene Ontology annotation, molecular function: galactoside 2-alpha-L-fucosyltransferase activity. Gene Ontology annotation, biological process: carbohydrate metabolic process. NCBI's taxonomy places the organism in Eukaryota, Metazoa, Chordata, Mammalia, Artiodactyla, Ziphiidae.
CAGAGUUGACAACUGACCCAGGCUCAGGAGGGAGAAGUUAGACCCAAGAUCCCAAAGGGAAUGAGGGGUUGGGCAAUUUCCUGGAACCUAAGCGUGCAAGAGUCUGAACACCAGGUCUGAAGGCGGCGGGUGACUGGAGGCCCGGACUUCUCAUUCUGAGGAGGGGCCUGGGGGCUGGGAGUCCUGGGUCUGGAGAAAUUAUGAUCAGAUCUCUAGAGAGUCAAGUCCAAUUCCUGGGUCUUUGCUUUCUUGAAUGGUAAUGGUCAGGCCGCUCGGGCCAGGCUGGGGGCUGGUGGGGAGAAGCCUCGGUGGAGGGAAACCGCCUCAGGUCUGCAGAAGAGGGAGGCUUUUGCUCCUAGCCGGGUCUGCCUCGGCCUCUGUGGAAGAGAGUUUCUCUUCCACUUCUGCUUUCUCCGUUCCCGUCCUCGGGAGAGGCGGGACGUUCCCUUCUAGAAAGCAGCAGUCAGGUGCCGGACGCUAGGAUUCCCUCAGAAGGAGAGACUGGGAGCCGGGACUCUCGAAUUUGCGGGUGGUUGGGGCGGAGGGGGGAUCGGCGGCCCCCGGUGGGCGCGGGGACACGUUCCCGCCAGAGGCUCUCACGCCGGGACUUAGAGCCGACGGAGGCUUUGCACCCGCCCAUGGAGCAGCCAGGUUAACAGGUUCUGCAUCCGCACGGGAGGGCGGAAGCCGCUGGGCCGUGGCCUGACUCGGCGCAUCUAGGUACACAGGGCGGAUGGCGAACCCAGAAACUGGAGGGGAAGAGGGAGAGGUCGAAGCGCUGGGUCCAGCGUUGCAGCUGGGCGCUGGAUCUCGGUGUCCACGGAAGGAUGGGCUGCUAGGAGGCCAGCCCUCGCAGCCAGUCGGGGGAGGCGGCGUGGAGGGGGUAGGCCUGUCGGCCCUGGGAACCUGGAGUCCAGGGUUCCGGGGGCCGCCGGAUGUGGGCUGCACUUGGGGCCGGAACGUUCCGUUCACGCCAAGCUGACUGUGGAGCUCAGCCAUGUGGGCACCCAGGUUCCGUCACCUCUGUCUGACCUUCCUGCUAGCCUGUGUUUUUGCCUCAAUCGUCUUCCUCCACGUCCACCAAGACCUCUUUCACAAUGGCUUAGGCCUGUCUGCCCUCUGUCCAGACCGUAACCCAGUGAUAUCCCCUGUGGCCAUCAUCUGCCUGUCGGGCACACCCAUAAACCCCAACGCCUCUUUUUCCUGCCCCAAGCAUCCUGCUUCCCUCUCAGGAACCUGGACUAUCUACCCAAAUGGCCGGCUUGGGAACCAGAUGGGGCAGUACGCCACGCUGCUGGCCCUGGCCCAGCUCAACGGCCGCCAGGCCUUCAUCCAGCCUGCCAUGCAUGCCACCCUGGCCCCCAUCUUCCGCAUCACCCUGCCCGUGCUGGCACCUGAGGUGAACAACCAUAUGCCUUGGCGGGAGAUGGAGCUUCAUGACUGGAUGUCGGAGGAGUACGCCCAGCUGAAGGAGCCCUGGCUGAAGCUCAGCGGUUACCCCUCCUCCUGGACUUUCUUCCAUCAUCUCCGGGAACAGAUCCGCAGUGAGUUCACCCUGCACGACCACCUUCGGCGAGAGGCCCAGAGUUUACUGAGUCAGUUCCGGCUCAGCCGCACGGGGGACCGCCCGAGCACCUUUGUGGGUGUCCACGUGCGCCGUGGGGACUACCUGCAGGUGAUGCCCUAUCACUGGAAGGGUGUAGUGGGUGAUCGCGCUUACCUCCAGCAGGCUAUGGACUGGUUUCGGGCCCGGCAUGAAGCCCCGAUCUUUGUGGUCACCAGCAACGGCAUGGAGUGGUGCCAGGAAAACAUCGACACCUCCUGGGGGGAUGUGAUCUUCGCUGGCGAUGGGCAAGAACAUGCUCCCAGCAAGGACUUUGCGCUGCUCACACAGUGCAACCACACCAUCAUGACCAUUGGCACCUUCGGCUUCUGGGCCGCCUACCUGGCUGGUGGAAACACCGUCUACCUGGCCAACUUUACCCUGCCUAACUCCAGCUUCCUGAAUAUCUUUAAACCCCAGGCCGCCUUCCUGCCUGAGUGGGUGGGCAUUAAUGCAGACUUGACUCCGCUCCAGAUGUUGGCUGAGCAUUGAGCAUCAGGGAGACUUUCUGAAAUAGUCUGAUCAACCUAGGGCCAGUGUCAUGUAUCUCUGGAAGCCCAGAAGCUUCUGGAGAAGCUGGUGGUCCUGCAGCUGGUGGACACCCAUUUCUAGAGUGAUUCUAGUUGGUUAGACUUGGAGAAAAAGGGGAGCUGGCUUUCUGCAACUGCCAGAACAUUCUAGAAUCAAUGGAAGAUCUUUUCAUGAUGUCUGGCAAUGUCUGCAGAAGCUCAUGGCAGUUCUAGAAUGCACAGUACCCACCUGUUCUUCCCAGCCCAUAUCCAGAGUACUUCUAGAUCACUGCCCCACCAGGAACAGGGAACUCCCUGUUCCAGCAUUGACCAUCCUGGUCUUUUUGAGAAGAGAUGUUUCUCUUCCCUGGGUCAUCAGGACAGAAGGAACUCAUGGAUGUGCUAUAGCAAGCACUCACCAACUUCCCGUCUGUGUUUCUGGAAUGAUUCCAGAGGAGGGAUUUUUUCCAGAGAGGGUCAGCUCUAAUGCCUGUAAAGAACCCUGUGGGGACCUUCCAGAGGGCUUGGGAUUCUGGAAUUCCAGAUUACCUUGGCAAAGAAGCUAACAAAGGUAAAACCAGCAGCCCAACACCUCACCACUGCUAGAAAGGUUGAUGGACGACAAACUCUGUAGCUGGGGCAGUUUGUGUGACAAGUGGAACUUUAUGCAACAUUUCAGCCCCGGAAAACCACAGAUGUGCUAAAACGUGGGAGGGGUGGGGGAAGGGGUGCUGCUGGAUGCUGCCGCUUAAGGAGCAAGGCUCUGCAGAGAUCUAGGGACACCUUUUUUUUUUUUUAAGCUCGAAACUGCCAAAGGUAGACAUGCACAUCUUGGCUCCAAGUUCAUGUUGCUUUACCCAAUUAAGGAAGUUUCCUCCUCUGCAGCUGGGCUGCUGGAGAGUGAUGGUGUAACAGGGAAGAACAAAAUCUCACUCCAUGUUGGAUCUGUUUCUUUUAUGUUAACUUUUGCUUUCCCUUGCUUUUGUUACUAUAAUCACUAAAAGGAUGCUAUCUAUAGCUAUAAGCAUACAUAAUGGUCUGCAUGGGGAACCCUGCCCCUCUGCCUGAAUGUUAAACCAAAGUGCCUUUGUUCAGCUCACAGGGAAACAUCCUGCCCGCCCACCCAUGAAGGUCUGCAAGAAAGAAGAAAUUAACACCCCCCUUCCCUGAUGCUUGCCAAGCCAGGAGAUGUUUUGCAAGACUUACGGCCUUUUACUUUACUUCCUCACCUCCUCCCCCUCUCUGUUCUAUAAAAGAAACUAGCAUCCAGGCCCCAUAAGAUGGUACUCUAGGACACUAGUCUGCCCUCUUCUCAAACACCCGGCUUUCUGAAUAAAGUCACUGUUCCUUGCCUCAA